CCGCCGCCGCCGCCCGCCGCGCUCCGCUGAGCCGCCGGCGCCGCGGCACCAUGUCCCGGCGGAAGAUCUCCUCGGAGUCCUUCAGCUCGCUGGGCUCGGACUGCCCGGAGACGAGCCCCGAGGAGGAGGGCGAGUGUCCGCUGUCCCGCCUCUGCUGGAACGGCAGCCGCAGCCCCCCGGGGCCCGCCGAGCCCCCCGCCGCCGCCGCCGCCGCCGCCAGCGCCGGGGCGCGCCGCGCUCCGCGCCGCCGCCGGGUCAACCUGGACUCGCUGGGCGAGAGCAUCCGCCGCCUCACGGCCCCCGCGCCUCAGACCAUUCGGCAAACUCUUCAAAGAACACUGCAGUAUUUUGAGCAUCAAGUUAUUGGUUUCAGGGAUGCGGAAAAGAACUUUCACAAUAUAUCAAACAGAUGCUCCUAUACAGACUGCUCUGGUAAUGAAGAAACAGAAGAUGUCUCAGGAAUUCUCCAGUGCACAGCUAAUAUACUUGGUUUAAAGUUUGAGGAAAUGCAAGAAAAGUUUGGGGAGGAAUUCUUCAAUGUCUGCUUUGAUGAGAAUGAAAGAGUUCUUCGAGCUGUUGGUGGGACCCUUCAAGACUUCUUCAAUGGCUUUGAUGCUUUGCUGGAGCACAUUAGAACUUCAUUUGGAAGACAGGCCACCCUGGAAUCCCCUUCUUUCCUAUGCAAAGAGCUCCCUGAAGGCAAUCUCAUGCUUCAUUACUUUCACCCACACCAUAUUGUGGGAUUUGCAAUGGUGGGAAUGAUAAAGGCAGCAGCAAAGAAGAUUUACCGCUUGGAAGUGGAAGUAGAACAGAUCACUAAUGAUAAGUUGUGUUCAGAGGGGACAAACCCAGGUAACUGCAGCUGUCUGACUUUCCUUAUCAAAGAACAUGAAAAUGCAAAUAUCACAAAAACACUUCUACCAGGAACAUCCCAGUCCCCCUUGGACCUGAGGAUUAGCAUCAGCACCUUCUGCAGAGCUUUCCCCUUCCACCUGAUGUUUGAUCCAAACAUGCUGGUUCUCCAGCUUGGAGAAGGUCUUAGGAAGCAGCUCAGAUGUGACACUCAUAAAACACUGAAAUUCCAGGACUGCUUUGACAUAGUUUCUCCUAAGAUCAGUGCCACGUUUGAACGAGUCCUCAUGAGAUUAUCUACUCCCUUUGUGAUUCGGACCAAACUUGAGGAUUCUGGCUCUGAAAAUAAAGAUAAGGUGAUGGAAGUUAAAGGACAAAUGAUUCAUGUGCCCGAAUCAAAUUCAGUUUUGUUUCUGGGUUCCCCCUGUGUGGACAAGCUGGAUGAACUGAUGGGCCGAGGCCUCCAUCUUUCAGACAUACCUAUCCACGAUGCUACUCGCGAUGUCAUAUUGGUUGGGGAGCAAGCAAAGGCUCAAGAUGGCUUGAAAAAACGAAUGGAUAAACUGAAGGCAACACUAGAAUGCACGCACCAAGCCCUGGAAGAGGAGAAAAAGAAAACAGUAGAUCUUCUGAUUUCUAUUUUUCCCGAGGAAGUGGCUCAGCAGUUGUGGCAGGGGCAGCAAGUUCAGGCCAGGAAGUUCGAUGAUGUGACGAUGCUCUUCUCAGACAUUGUGGGCUUCACUGCCAUCUGCGCACAGUGCACUCCCAUGCAGGUCAUCAGCAUGCUGAAUGAGCUCUACACUCGAUUUGACCAUCAGUGUGGAUUCCUGGACAUCUACAAGGUGGAAACAAUAGGUGAUGCGUACUGUGUUGCAGCAGGGCUGCAUAAGAAAAGCCUUAGUCAUGCUAAAGCCAUUGCCCUGAUGGCACUGAAGAUGAUGGAGCUUUCAGAAGAGGUUCUCACACCAGAUGGGAGCCCUAUUAAGAUGAGGAUAGGCAUUCACUCAGGAUCCGUUCUGGCUGGUGUCGUUGGUGUAAGAAUGCCACGUUACUGUCUCUUUGGAAACAACGUCACUCUUGCAAGCAAGUUCGAGUCAGGAAGUCACCCACGUCGCAUCAAUGUCAGUCCAACCACGUACCAGCUUUUGAAAAAGGAAGACAACUUUAUUUUUAUUCCUCGUUCCCGUGAAGAGCUUCCAGAAAACUUUCCAAAGGAAAUUCCUGGGAUCUGUUACUUCCUUGAGGUCAGAAGUGGUCAGAAGCAGCCAAAACCCUCCAUCACAUCUGCCAGAGUGAGAAAGGUUUCUUACAACAUUGGCACCAUGUUCCUCCGGGAGACUAGCCUAUGAGGCCUGCUGCAGAUCAAAGACUCGUCAAAAAAGCACAAGCCCAGAACUGGGUCAUGACAGGGGAGUUGGAGGUUCUUUCUAUUUCACUGCCUUGUUUUGAACAAGCAGUAAAAGUUCCAUGUAAUGUCAGGCAAUAAUCAUUUUAAAAGGUGGGUGACUGCCGCCAGUAAACAAAGUGGAGAUAGGGAAAAAAGUAAUUACACAAUGUACUUCCACUUCCAGAGGAAUUUUGUUCAUAAAUUUCAGUCUGGCCCCUUUAUAACAAACAAAAACAAACAAAAACCAACCCUCAACUUAGAGGUUGGUUUUGUUUUGUUCAGAAAUGGUGAUGGUUCUCCGUAGAUUUGCACCAGCUAAGCAGAAUUGAGAGUCAGUUCUGAUUAUGCAUUCCUACAUUUAAUGUGUUCUUCAGUAACUUAAUGAUGUUUUUUAACUUUAUGAACAAACAUUUCAUACAUAUACUGUAGAGUUGCUGUAACCUUCCUGGCAGGAGGAAUUACAAUUCAGUACAAAUAUUGUAGGGAUUUUACCUAUUUUUAUACAUAUUUCACUUUCUGGAUAAUUACAUUCCACAUACUGUAAGCUGAGUGAGCUUAGAUAGCUUUUCAGAAAGCUCCUGUAUAUUUCAUAUAUUCUACCUAUCAAAGCUUAUUGUUAUACAAGUGGGAAGAAGUCAUUUUCUUUGACUUUUUUGUCAACAACAAUAUCAAUAUUUUACAGAAGAAAACACUUUGGUUAAUCUCUUUACCUGAUGUUUAUGCUAAAGCUUUAGAUGAGCAUUAUCUUGCUUAUAUAAAGUUAUGUUUGGUAUUUGUCCUACAGUGCUGUGUUUCCGGUCUUUCCAGGACAAUGAAAACAAAGGGUAAAAGAUCAGUGUAUUGACAGAAAAACAAAAAAUUCUCCUUUACACAGUGGGACUUGCUUCACACCAAAUUAUCAGCCAAAUUGAUUUUUGGUAGAAGUCCUGCACAAGGACUUUCAUGAAAAAUUUCAUGAUGAGAAAAGUUCUUCGGAGAGAGUCCAGCAGACAUCGGAAACUCCCUGGAUACUCCUUUUCCCCAGUUUUUAUUGGGACUUAUGCUCCUACACCACUUAGAAGGUUUUUGAAAAUCCUGUGUUAUUAAUGAUGCUCAUCUGGAAGUUUCCUCUGUUGCUGGACUGGCUGAAAGGCCCUCUGCUUUAUCUGAGGUAGACCAGAAAUUGCUGGAAAGAGGGGAGCAGAGGGUAAAAAUACUUUCCCAGAUUCAAUGCAAAUUGCAGUUCAAGCUUUAGAUGAGUCCAUGUCGAUAAAAAUAAAAGGCUAAUUCUUUGCUGGUGAAAAUUCAUAUAAUUUUAUUGUCUUCAAUGAUUCCAGUUGAAACAAGAUCUGGAUCCGGAUCUGCCUACUGGAUCCUCCAGGAGGCACAUUUUCAGGCAGUGUUCAUGUCUCAGGUUUUUCUUUUGAAAAAUAAUGAUGGUCAAUUUUCCUCUGCAAGCAUACUCCCCUUGGGGUCCUAUUUCAGCGGGUCAAUGUUGUUCUGCUUUUGCAUUAAGCAGCAUAUUAGUUAAAAUUUGUGCAGUGAUACUGAGGCAGCAUAGCUUUAAAUGGGCUUGAUCAGAGCUCACUGAAAUCAAAGAUAAGAUUCUCAACAGCACUAGAAGGCAUGAGAAGCUCAGUAUUUUUAUAAUCCAGAUGAGAAAUUAGAGGUGUACUUAUGGAUUUAGUAGUCAAAGCUUGAGGUACCUUUUAAACUAAGUAAAUAACAUUCACCAUGUGUCCAAAUUAUCCAGUUACAUCUUUCUGUGGAGGGAACAACAGUGCCGUAAUUCUCCCAUGUGGCAGUACUCCAUGCAGGGAUGAGCAAGUGCAGCAUUCCUGAAAGUGUUUCAGGCUUCCUUUCCGUGAAGCCUGACUGGAUGAGAGAGGACCACCUUGAACCCACAGAGACUUCAGCAUGUAGAGUAUAUCUUAACUCAUUAUAGUUUUUCAUGCCUGACAAGGGUAGCUGUGUGGGACUUAGCCCAGAGUAUUACUUAAAUGGGAGUUCCCUCGCUUUCUAGAGGAAAAACUAAUAUUAACAAUUCUUCUAAUGGAUAUCAGAGCAUCCCUGGGACUAGAGGAUUUCAUCUUGUCUGCUUUGAUAAAAGCUUUUGCAGCUCUAUUGUCUAUCUAAAAAAUGACUUCAUGAAGACUCUUUGAGCUUGAGGUGGCAGAAUUUCUAUCCAAACUAGAGAUCUGAGAUUUUCCUGAAUAGGAGGACAAAUUUUAGCCUAUAGCCAUAAGUUUGCAGGUGCAUGGGAUGUAGCAUGCAUUUUUUCCAGGGAACACUAGUGACACAUGCACAAAUCAUAAAUGGAGCAAAGCUCCAAUUUAUCUACACCACUUCCUAGCUAACAGCUAUGAUUUUGGUACUGUUGCCUAAUUUCCCAGAGUAAAAAUUAUUCUAAUAGGCAUUAAUACUUUGAGAUUUCCUUCUGACUUUGCUGGCAAUAUCCUUAUUGUGCAAUAGGUAUUGAUGUGAGAUCACUAAUCUCUCUGGCCAAACUCUGUUUUUCUUCACACCACCCACAGUCCUCCAUGAAGAGAACGCAGAGGUUCAGACCCAAAGCUUGUAGCUCAAUAUCCUGUCUCUCGCACUUGCCAAAACCAAAACAUCUAGGUUAAUUCUGUGGCUGAUCCAGAUAGAUCCUUUUUCAGGAUAAAUGAUGAAACAGUCAUUCUAAUUCCACUAGCAAAUGCCAUCCAGAAAGUAGGAGAAGCAUCUCCUCUUGCAUCCCCUCAAGUGACUAAUUUAUACUGUAAGGGAAUUUAUAAUCACAGAGAUCAGUACAAAAACUAAAAAUUGGUGUCAGCAUCACCAUGGAGACAAUGACAGUGUUUGCAAAUAAAUCAGCUAGCUCCCUGAAUUAGACUAGAUUCACUGUAUAAGAAUAUACAGGCUCUGCUUUUUAUAAGCGUCUGUAAAGGUAACAUGCCCAAAACUUCAGCACUGAUGCUAAGUAUUGUGUUAUUUGCUUCUGUGUUAUGACAAGCGAAGUUAAUAAAAAACUGUGGGUUCUCUAGAGACAUUUUUCUAGCUCAGCAUGAGAGAAAAGUGUGAAACAAAUUCUCAGCACUAUUUACCUUAGUAGCUGUAUCUGCUGCCUGUAAUAUUAGGUUACAAAUUUAUUUUGUUGGACACCUUUAUGAAGCGAAAUGAAAUUUAUUAGCAAGGCUGAUGCUGUGAACUCAGAUGCUAGUCAGACAACAUUUCUCCAGCAAUGCUUCCUUUUGGUGAAAGAGGAAACUUUCUCAUUUGUCUGGUAUUGUUUCCAUAAAUAAAGAAGUGGCUCUGGGUUCUCAGACUUUUUUCCUUGGGAUGAUGAGGUGGGCAGGUAGAAAAGCGGUGCUGAAAUGGGUGCAGAAAGUUCGCAGUAUACUUGCAACUUCCCUUUGAUCUAUAAAGGAGGUGGCCUGUUGUGCCUCUGAUUUAGAAUUUAUACAUCCAUUUAUUCACUUAGCUGUAAGCAGCAACAUCUCCUGGCUUGAGUUUCUGUGAGAACCAAAUCCUCCCCCUGUAAAGGUGCAGAGUGAGGAGAUCUACUGAAUAUGGUCUGUACAGGACGAGGGGAGGAGGAUGCGAGGAACCUAGCUGGGGCUCGUCAGUCUUUUUGCCACGGACUUGUUCUCUGCGGCCUCUCUCUGCUCUAAGGUCAGAGGAGCGGAAAUCAUGGAUUUACCACAGAUGUUGACCCAGCAGCCAACUUCCCUUACAAAAGUCAUGAGGCCUAAGUAGCCAGAGACAACGGUAGGCUCCCUAGAGCAGUUCUUUAGAUUUUGUGUAAGAUUUCUCCUUUUGCUUGAAGCUCCCCGUCACACAGGCUCUUCUGUAAUGCAGCGCAAACUGGUCAGGAACUCAGGGUCAGAAGAAAAUGGUGAUGGAAGUGGUAGAGUGGUGGAUUAAAUUAUGUUCUACAUCACUGUGGUAAUAUCUGCCAUACAAAGACAAAAGCCAUUACAUGGGAGAGUUGCUGCUAAGUCAGGACUCUAGAAGCCUGGUUGUCUUUGUAGGCUCCCACAGGAUUUUGGUUUUUUUAAUCCCAAAGAGUCAUUAACUGUGGUUGUGGUUUUGGCUUCACUGCUCAUUCCCACAUCCAGUUUCAGAUUUGAGUUUGUUUGGAAAGGCAUUUUGGAGCCUGGAAACUUGCCUCUUCAAACAGAAAACCAAAGCUUUUAAGAUGUAGGAAAUCUUGUAUGGGAAUUGCCUAUUCUGAGGAAGAGAUCCCUGCAGUUGCGUCAUUAUCAGGUCCUACUGACCUGAUAAUGUGACCAUAUCAGGUCCUAUCAGGUUCAGCUGUGUGCAUAUGCCGUUUCACAAUGAAAUCUCUUCCUAUGCUUUUGGUGUUACCUAUCAUGUCCAACAAAAUUAUCUGGAGUGUAACCACAUUUUCUCUGUUUUCCAUUAACAUCUCUCUUUUAUUUUUUUCUGUAUAAAGCCAACAGUACAGUAUCAUGGCAUGUUGCAUACCUUUAAAAGUAUCAUAACACCACACUUAGACUUGUUAUACUCCACUAACCGAUUUCAAAUCAUAUAUUUGUUCCUUUGAACAGAUCCUUCUCCCAGCAGAUUUAAAAAAUGAAGGAAAAAAUAGUCAUUGCAUUGAAUUACAAAUGAGUAUGAAAUCUGUAUCAGUUGUUGGGGCAAGUAUAACUGCUGGAUUGCUUUCAGAUUCUUCAUCUUCCACAAGCUGUCAUGCUUGCUUACUUCAUGCAACCCAUCCUGCCAACGUAUCUGUAAUGCAACAGCAGUAUUGCAAACUUCUGGCAUUUUCUGUGUUCUUUCCUCUUCCAGUCUCAAGCUAUUACCACACCUCUGCUGAGCUCCCAGAGCUCACUGAGGAGAGGUAAUUCCUCGUCCUAAAGCAGUCUCACAGCUUCUGGCUUUGUUUUUGUGUUCUGGUGGCCUUUUGCAAAAUUAUAUAUUUGUAAUAUAUAUAUUAAAAUAUUAGAAACGUGCUUAAAUUAGCAACAAAAGAAGAAGCAUAAGAAAGCUUGUCAGACUUAGAAGAGGUUGGCUCACUUCGUUCAAGGGAAUACAUUAUUCUUAGCACUUUACUGAGGUUGAGGAUACCAGUGAUGGUAGAGCCUGUGGAUGAACUGGAGAUGCUGAGUGUGCAGGAGACUUGACAGGCAGGGGCUAAUCUGCCUGUCAAGUCUCUGCUGUUGCUACUAUUCAUAUUUCCAUCACCUUGCAUGCUAUUUCCUGCUCUAGGUCAUGCUUCUUCUGUUGAAAAGACUUUACUUUCCUUCCUCUUGCAGCCUGUAUGUGACACGCAUAAUGAGUAAUUCCAAUUAUUGUUCUCGUUAGCCUCUGUUGUUGACAUGGCUGCUUACAUCUAAAGAAUAAGUGGGUUUAAAGGGCUGAUCUUACUAUUUGCAGUAAAGACAAUGCUGCUACAGUGACACAGCAGGCACUCAUAUCUUCAGAGGAGAGGACUGCAGUGCAAAUUGUUGCUGGCAGAUUUGGUUGGAGAAGUCAGUGGACUGUAUGUCCAAUUUUAACUUCCGUAAGCACUGAAUUUAACCAUGUAGCUAAGAGAUACUCCUUAACAAUCUUAUUAAUCGCAAUGCAUGAGCAGCCUUACAGCAAAAGUCUAUAAACUGUUUAGCCUCAUAUACAUGAUUGAUCUUUUGCGGUUUGGCUAUGAUGCAAGAAAGCAAGCAAAACAGUGAAACUAGGGAAUGUAGCAGUUCGUUUGUAGGCCACAAACCAUUCACCUCUGCAGAAGCUUACUUGUUCCUGCAGUUUAGAAAGAUUAACCUCUAGUUAUACGUGGUCCAAGUUAGUAUCACUGUGUCACUAUAGCAACAAAACGGCCUCUGAAAAAUAGCAGGAGGAGUCUCAGUCUGCUUCCCUGUGGACUGUGGUUCACCUUACAGAGGACAAUAUAGUAAAUGAUGCAAAGUGGCAACUCUGUUGGCAGCCUUAACAAAAAGAUCAGUGGAGGCAGGUGUUAAACUAGCCAUCUGCUCCAGGGAUUUUGAUUUCCAAAGGCAGAGUGAGGCAGAACAUGUUUGUCUGUUCCUUCAGUGCCCCAUGGCCAGCGUGGAGGGAGCCGAGCGGGCGGUUUCAGGAGGGACAGGCUGGCUCACCUGGCUGCAGCAGUGUGUUCAUUUCUGCCUUUAGCUCUGACCCACUUCUGCUCCAGAAGCUACUGCACAUGUAACAGAGGUAGCUACAGUAUGUGAGGAUAUCCAUAUGUCAUCCACCCAUGGUGACCGUCUGGCACCUUAACGUAAAUCACUAGUAAAUUUUUUUAGCUCCGAUCCAUGCUUUCAUUGCCGAGUCAGAGCAUGAACUGGGGCAGCUAAGGUGCACAUAUAACCCACUCUGCUGUUCCUGCUGUACCUGUAUGCCUGUGACCUGCAGCAGAUGGUGUAAAUAGGGUGAUGUCUUCAGUGACUUUAUUUGAGCCCAAUGAAAAAAGUGUUCCAAAAGUCAAUUUUCCUCUGAAAAUGGGGGUCAGGUAAGUAUUUCCAGGUGCUUGCCUCAUCUGUUCAAGACGCAACAUAAGGCUACCUAAAUCCCUGAAUGUGAUUGUUUCUCAGUGACCACAGACAGCUAACUUAGACUAGACAUGUAUUUUUUUAAAUGUCAUAAGCAAGAUCAGUCCUACCAAAUUGAACUCUUUCCAGCCCAAAUGCUGUGUCUCAAACCUUAUAGUCUGGGCUGCUUUCCAGAGUUUUGCAUUGCCCGGAAUAGGUUGAAUCAAACUAAGUGACAAAUGGAUACAUAAGCAUAUCCCAGGAUAAAUAAUGAUUUGCUAUGGUAGCCACAGUGACUGAGAAGAACAGGGGCUGCUACAGUCCUGAAAAUCUCUUCCUUCUGAUGUCUGAACCCUGUAAUAUGAUAUCAGUGCUGCCAGUGACAGCUCCUGAAUACCUUUGGGACUGUGAUUUAGCAAAGCUCUUGAGCUUUGAGCUCCUAACCCAAUUAAGCAAAAUUUCUGUGCUACCUUCAUCUGAGCUAUAUGUCAGAAUGCCUAAAUAAAGCCUUGUUAGUUGUUCUGUAGUAAGGAUGGUAUAAAAUGUGUAAAUUCUAGAGGGCAGAGAGAUAGACACCAAGUUAUUGUUAACACAGAUUUUUCUGGCUUUUGUGAAUUUGUAGGUUCAAAGUUAACUUUCCAUUAGCAGAAGGUCUUGCAUUCAACUACCUGUUCUCUAGAAAAUUAUUCCCUAGCAAUACUGCAUAAUGACUACUCUUGAAGCAAUAAGUUAAGCCAUACUAUUAUAUUCUGUGUAGAUUCUUGUACAACACCUAUCACCUUAUCAAAGCGCCUUGUACCAGAACAUUAAACGACACAGUAAUACUCUGUCAUUACUGUUUGUCCUUUCAUCCUCUUCCCCAGGGGAGAAGAGUGUGUAGUGGAAUCUUUUGAUUUUGUGAGGUAUUCUCUGUUUGUUAGUUUUCUAAAAAUAUGUAUUGCUACUUAUUUAAGUAAGGGAAGGCAAAAUCAGAACUAUGGAAUAGGAUUAGAAAAGACUUUUGGUUGUAAACUGAGUGUCUAAAAGACUGGCCUCUGAGUCAGACCUGUCUGCUACCCUAGAAACAGCAGUACCUGCAAUGUAUAUAGAAUAUACCGAGGAAUGAUACAUAUCAGCAAUAAGACAGGUAUAUGUAAUGGAUAAAUUCUCCUUUAUACAAAACAAUAAAUUGAUGUUAAGAUUGAUUAAUACCCAGAAAGGAGGAGUACUGUUUAAUCUAUCUUAGCAUUUGUUUAUUACCAAGAUAUCGCUAAGGUAUUAUUUUUUCAUUCCCUAAUGAGUUUGGAACAUACUGUUGCAUUAAAAUCAGGGUUUCUGAGCUUAUUGCACAGGAACAUGGUUAGGAAUAAACAGCUAUCCAGGAGAGUUUUUUUUAAAAGUAAAUCAUUGCUUGAGAGACCAGGUCAUAGGGAAAAGAGAAAGGAGGCAAGAACAUGUAUAUUUAUUUUAAAGAUUUAUGUGGCAUUUCUGAUUGGUUGAAAUCAUUCUGAAACUGUACAUUUAAAGGAUGUCUACCUGAUGCAGGUUAUUUGCAUUGGCUAAGAUGGAGGAGGUAAAAUUUUCAAAGUCGCAUAAGAGGCGUACUCCACAAUUCCAUUUUCUAUAUUUAAACACAUAACCUCUUUCUGAAGGUUAAGCCUAAAUUUGCUGAACAAUCCUGAGGUUCUGAGUGCCCAAAUAGGUUUUGGAAAUGUGGAUUAUAAAUCUCUAUAAUUUAUAUUCCUUUGACAUGUUGUUAUAAUGAUGUAUGAAAGCAAAUGCUAAAUAUCUGACCAGCAGCACAGGUGCAUUUUCCUAGUGCUAGCCUGUGCUGGAGGAUGAAAUACAGAGUUGUUUCUAACCUAUGCAGUUUUUUUAAGGUGAUGCUUCCAGAUGUGCUGCUGUGAGCAUAUGAGUGCUCUGGUGUUCAGUGGGGACGAGGCUCAUAACCUUCUUUUAUAAUGCUCUGUGGGAUCCUAAUGGAGAAAGCGCUGUCCAGCCAGCUCCAUCCUAUUCAGCUCAUCCACGGUGGGAGUGUUUGGGGUAAGCUGAGUCUGAAAUAUGCUUGUGAUUACAUCUCACACUCCAGGGCCAAGUAGUCCUUGCCAGUGCUUAGGAGUGCAAGCAUUCUCCUCUGGAAACUUCUCACAAGUCCGAGAGUGUAUGGGUAAGUCAACAAGGAGAAAGCAUCUGAAGAAAGUGAGGAAAGUAUGUGUGUAUGAGAGAGAGCUGCUGUGAGUAGACAUGCUGCUGAUUCUUAGUUUUAUUUGGAAGCUCUAUGACCCAGAAAAUACGCUGGGUGUGAUGCAGAAUGCAAGAAAGUGCUGUACAUAAUCUCAUGAACUCUCAUGGUAUCAUGAUGAGUUUGAGAGUCCAUUAUCCUUAGAGUUUUAGUGGAACUGCAGGAGAAAUGCACUAUUUUAGGAGGAGGGAAAGUUGCUUUGUAUUUUAAAUAAAGAGUUCAGUCUCUAGUUGCACAGAAAAGUUAUAAGGAAAAAGGGAAGUCUAAAAAUUGAAAAGAAAAAAGCAAUGGAAGAAUGUCCAUUUUUUUCUACGGUUUGACUUUUCUAGAGGUGGGACUCAGAAUUUCUCAAUGAAUUCAGGCAGUGAAUACAAAACCUUUCAGUAGGUAGGAAACUUUACAAGUGAGGUACUUCACCAACUUGUGGAAAUUUGGAGGCUAUGGUAAGAAUGCCUUUAAAAAGUAUGUAGAGAUAUGGUAUUUUAAUAUUAGCACUUAACAAAAAGUGAAGCUUUUCUGCUUUGUAAGCAAAUACAGUUUAGGAAUAGUUUUGAAAGUGAAAGCAUGUUUCGAAGAGUGUUGUAUCAUAAUAAAAAGAAACAUAGUCUACAAUACAGUCUAGUGUUCACACUGUUUCUUCAAGAAACAGUCCUGUAUAUGGUCUUCUCAAAAGCACUUGCAGCCAACAGGCAUUUAUAGUUAAUUUCAAAGACAGCAGGAUUUCACCAAGCACUUUUUGCAAAAAUGGCAAUCGGAUCAUGUUGGGUAAGGCCUAGAUUUAACUCAGUGUGAAAGUGGAGGACUAGUUUAGGUUAGCUGCCGUGCUGUAGGUGAGAUGAAAUCACUGCCAGUACGAAUGGGAAGACAUGAUAGGAAAGAACAGAAAAUGCAGACACGGAGAGGAACACAUCAGGAGCAAGGGCCCUCACUGCAACCAGUGAUUCAAAGGGUCUUGACCUGGUCUGAACCUCAAGUGAGUGGGAAGCAUAUGGGCUCUAGCUGCUGCGCGGCUGUAUGACUUGCAUACUUCUCUGUGCUGUUUGCUGUUGCCAUUCUGGUCCUUAGACAUCUGUGGAGAUUUCCACUGCAGUCCUGGUUAGGGAGGCCGUGGGAAAGUACUUCUUGGGAAGAAGUGAUAGUAUGCAGUCCUCCGCACUGCAAACUGUCAUUCUCUCCAGAGAAAUGAAAUUAGAAAUAGUAUUGUCCCGAAGAGCUGAGAAAACUUGCAGAUUUUCCAUGUGCAGUAAACAGUUUCUGUAAUUACCAGGAAAACAAAACAAAGAGGCAAACUUCUGCAGUAGGGGCAUCCCAUCUCAUACCCGCUGCUGUAGUCAUGAAAUCCAAACCCUGCAGAAUUGCAGGCCCAUUAUUCUCUCUUGCUUUAAAGGUCAGCUAAGAAGCUAGUUUGUCAAAUGGGCUCAUAGCUCUGAGACAACGUAACACUAGUCAUUUCUUCCAACAAAUUGCAUUUGUCAGAGGAACUGGAUUAGUAGUUCACAGAGCUAAAAAUAGACACUCUAUGGGCUUGGCAGAGAAGCCUGGAUUCAGUAACAGAGAUGAAGGUAAAUCAAAAUGUCAUAACAUCUGGAAAAAAAGCAACAAAAAAUGCUCAACCCAAAGCAAACUACUCCUGAAAUUACACUAAAAAUAACCUGAAUUAUCAACUGAAAGAGUGCCAAUGUUUAUUCUUGAUUCUGUUUUAUUCACCUUACAGGUCCAGCUUGCAGUUGCUACUUUAUCAGCCUAAUCAGUUUAGCCACAAACAUUUCAAAAUCGUAUACCUAAAGUUAGGCAGUGAAAGCCAUUAUGAUAAAGCUAUUAUUUCAAUCCUGAAAAAGCAGAUAGUUUGGCUUAGCAUUUUACCAUUACCAUUAUUAACCAAGGGCGUUAAUGGUUUAUGGUCAAACUUAUUCAACUGAAAAAAAAAACCCUCCCAAAGCUGAGCUCUAAUGUGAGAAUUAUGACGGAAACAACUUUUCAAACCUCAGCAUAUCUUUACUAAAAAGUGGAUAAUUAUUUUUGAUUACAUCAACCAUUUAUAUUUUAAACAUAUUUCUUUUUUGCCAGGAUUUUUGUGAUUAGUGUUACUUCUUGCAUGGUUUUUUUUUUAGAAAAAUUAGAAACACUUAUUUUUUCUUCAUUCUUCUUCAGUUAUUUAUUCUCUGUAGCAGGGCAGUUCCACUCUACUGUGUAUGCUCUUGAGGAAGUAGCAAUCAACUGCAGAUAGGGAACCUCAGUGAACCUCAGCCAGUUACUUCAAGGUAAAAGUUUUGCAAGGUAUAGGUUCAGUCUAAGCAGAAGACAGGGCUAGCAGUAUCUCCAUGCAAUUUGUACUAUGACUUCAGGAAUUCUUUUUUUCUCUUAUAUUCAGAAGCUAAACCUCUGUAUAGUUCAGGAAUAAUCUUCACCGCUCUCUUUAAAAUUUUUUUCUGUUGUGCAUGUCUUUUCUGCUCACUGCACCUUUUAUAAAAUCUGUGCAUUUCAGGUCUGAAGCACUCAAAAGUGUAGGGUAUAAAUAAUAACUUAUAUCAGAGAAUCAAAUCACUGUGAAAAAUAUUUGUAAAGUAUUUAUGCUGAGUGUCUUUUAGAUACCUUAUAAAUUAGAGUCCUUUUUGCAAAUUCUGUGCUUGUAGAAGUCUUUGGUCAUCACUGACUUUAAGUGAUUCUAAGAGAGACCAGUAGUCAUCUUGAAUUUGGUAUUUAAUUACCAUUAAUACCAUUUGUCUGGCAUUCAACGGUGCACCAGUAUUACUCCAGUGUUAAGGUUUGGUUGUGAAACAGAAAUGACAGGACAAGCAGGACCGGUAGUUAUCUGCAUUGUACAUCCUGUUCUUCACACACACAUUUCAUGGCAUACUUUAUAUUUUAUAGAACAUAAUAUCACUGGUUAAAUGUGCAGAAAAAUAGGAAUAAAAAAUACAAAAUACAUGCCCCUCAGCUGAGUGGACAUUAAAGAAUCUGACAGUGAUCUUAGGACACUAGAUAGUUUUAUCACCUAUUCUAGGGAUUGCUUUAAACCACAUCAUGCAUUCUUGGCAUGCAUCUUUGCUUUGGUGGGAUGCAUGAUCAUCAUCAGCCCUACAGCCGAGAAAACUCUAGUAUUAAUCACUGCCAUAUUAGGGCCCGGAGAUUAAUAAUACAGCUAGGAAUUUUUCAGAGGAGUGUUGUAAGAGAACUUACGCUAUUUUUACCAAAUGCAGUGGGCUCCACUGCUAGUACUAACUUUAUAUCCUGUUUUGAAUUGAUUUCAACCUUUCUCAGUUUACUAAAAUUCAGCAGUUACUCUUUUGAGUGUUCCACAGUGUGUUGAAGAGACUGUGUGUAGUCUGAUUGUCCAAUAUACUGGUGCGUCACACAAAUGUCAAACUGUCUUACACCACCAGUGUCUUGGAAUGGAGAGGCCAAACAAUGUUUCACAACCACAAAUAAUCUCCUUAUUUGCUUUGCCAAUUUGCUCAGCCCCCCAUCCAACUUCAAAGAAAGAACUGAAUGCUACUAAAGCUCUUUUUGUGAUUUGCAUUUCUUUCAGUGGGGUAACUCUGUGAUUAUGAGAAACUUUUGCAAAACAAGCCAGUGUUGUUGGCAUGAACUUCACAGCCUGAGCCUAUCAAGUCAUAGUUCAGUCUCUUCCCAAAACCUUUGAGAAUUAAUUGUACUUUGCAUGCAAUAUCUCACCAAGAAAGACUGAUAACAAUUUGCUAGCUGCUACCCCUGUGAUCCUGCCUCUCCCAUCUAAUGGAAAAAUCACGAAGGUCAACCUCAGGCUUCUUCUGGAGUGAUCUCAAUCUUUCACUCCCUUCCAGGAGCCUGAUGCAAUGGUGAAAUCAGUGAUUUAAUUGGCGAUUUGUUCAGGCUAGUCUUAAUUUCCUCUGCAGGUAACUCUAAAGGAUGAUUAAUCUUUGAUGCCUUAGUUGCCUCUUUUGGCUUUUCCCUUUAAUUAAAGUGUUGCCAGAGUAAAACCUGAGGACUAGUCCCUGUCUGAUGUGCUUACAAACAGCUCCAAUAAAAGGCACAAACAUAUGCAGAGCUAAGUUGUAGGUAUGAGUGAAAAUCUCAGAUUAUUGAAGGAAGAGGGGUAUUUGCCUGAGUCCAUGAGCAGUGGGAAUUUUCAGUCACAUAUGGGCGGUCAAUGGGUUGCUCAGAGCAGAGCUGUUCAGUGCAGUGCAAUUUUUACUCAGCUUUCUGAACCCUGGGAGCUGCUGCUUGUCUGAUUUCAAACUUCUCUAUUUUGCAAGUUGGAUAAAAAUAUUUGGUACUUUUAAUAUGAAGAUUGCCCCCCUCUACCCCUGCAAUGUCUGCAAACCUGUGGAGCUAGACCAAACUCUCCUGAGUACAAACACUUUUUGUGUACUUCUGUAGUAUUAUUUUAGUGUCCUGUAAAGUUUCUCUGAAGAGGCUUGGAUAGGAACUGUACAAGCAUUCUGCACUAAGUAACAAGAUAACAACCUUGCACUAUUAACAGAGGACACAUAGCAUUAAAAUAAUAUUGGAUAUCAUUAAAUAAUACUAGAGCUCUAUCAGGGUUUAGAGCACUGUGAUGUUUAUGGACUGAAGCAGUUUGUUUACAAUUUCUUAGGGAGAUGAGGAUAAAUUAAUUAAUGACAGUAUUUCCUUUUCAGUAAUAAGCAGAGGAAUAAGAUGGUGUCUCUAGACAUUUCUGUCAACUUGAUGACUAAGAAAUUAAUUUUAGUACCAGGUAAAUCUGGAUAUUAUUUUAAAACAGGAGGCUGCAUUCUACCGGGAAGGGCUGUGGCAGGUUAGACGUUUAGUGUGAGCUCACGUUUGGACAGAAUAGCUUAGCAAAUCCUUUAAGCCAAGAUCUUCCCACACUGAAACCAACAGAAAAAUAGCAAGAUCAAGUCUGGGUACUUUUCCUAGCUGUUCAGCAAACAGAUCCACCUGCCAAAAGAGGCAGGGUCCAUACAAACUAUCUCAUGCUGCAUUUCAGUUUCCUUAUUGGAAUUCAUUUGGCAGUCUUUGUUGUCUGGAAGUUGCAGUAGGUAUCUCUGGUAGAAAACUACUAUGUCAGUUAUGAUUGCUUCCCCAGACCAACUGAAUUUAUCACUAACCAAAGACUUAUCUACUUGAAAACAAAACAGUAAAGUUUGGUUCUGUCAUUUAUGUCUUUAACUGGGAGCAGUUGAAGGGCAUAAUAAAUGUGCUAACCAAACCUGUGUUGUGUCACUGAACAAGAAUGAUUCAAGGCCGCAGCACCAGUACAACAUAGCAGAAUUCAGUAUUAAUCCCUCUCUGGGAACAUGAGUCUAUGUAAUAAAUUGAUGUGCCAUAUGUGUAGGCCAUGGGAAAGUUGUGUGUGCAGUGAACUACAUAUGGUCUUAAAAGCUUUAACAUUUGUAUUGCUCUUCCUAUACUAGAAUGUAUAUCUUGAUGGCUGUGACCUGAUGAGCUUCUGACAAAAUGUACUCUAAAGUUUAUUCUUCUUGUUUUAAAACCGCCAUUUUGUGAGUUAUUGUUUACACAGGCCGCCACAGGCAGCGAGGGGUCUUUCCCCAUGCGUUCCAGGGAAACAGAAAAGCAGAUGCUAUCUGUAAGUCUUGCAGGCUACAGAGAUCAGUGAAUGUCUGUCCUGAAUCUCUUCCUAAGAAGUUACUUUCCUCUAGCAAAUUCAAGCAGUGCCAAUAACCUGGGCCUUCUUUAGAAGAAACAAAAAGUUUGUUAAAGGGCCGCCUUCUAUUCAGCGUCUGCUGAUAUUUCUUAAUUUUCUCUUUCUGCUUCGUUUCAAGCCAGCUUUGGUGAUAUGAUUCCUGCAGAAUGGGGGCAAGCAGUUUGCCUUUUAUACUGUUCCUUUUUCCAAAGCCACGUAAGGCCUCAAACAAGAAGAACAAACUUUACAAAACUCAUGCAGGCAUGUUGUUAACAGAGACUACAAGGAUGAAGCAGCCUACUAAGAACACCCCAAACUGUCUUUUAAUAACAUGCCUGCACUGCUUUGUUACUUCACAUCUUGCUUUCAUAGUGUGACCUGCUAUAAUGUUGUUUGUUAUAAUGAGGUCCUUUUAGUUUGUCCUAAAAAAUUUUACUUGUUUGUUGCCAUAUUAGAAACAUAAGGUACACUCUAUAAGGAAAGCAAUAUACAAUAUACUAUACAUCUUCUAUUUCAAUGCCUCUAGUUUUAGGCUAGUACUCAUAUAAAUGUUUAUAAAUGAAAUACAGGUUUUAUUGUUCUUCACAGGACCAAGCAAAGAAGUUCUGCCUCGUCUAAAUACUAACAAUAGCAUUUCAGUUCAACAAAUACUCCUUGCUCAUGCUUCUAGUUAUCUUGUGGUGAGCUCCAUCCUACUAUGAUUCCCCAUAAAUGCAUUUGAAAUUGAAAAGUAAUGAGCUAUUUUAUUGCAUGACCUUUACACAGUACCUGAUUCAUAAAGAUAAAUAAAUCCAAAAUCUCAUUUAUGAGUUAUUAGUGAUCAGUAAAACAACAAAAACCCCUCAAAGUUCAGCUGAAUAAGCAAUGAAGAUCGUAUAUUUCUUAUUCAUUCUCUCAUAUAAAAAGUUCCUGGAGUCAUUCUAACAGACCUAUUCUAUGAAGCUUUUGCCAUGGACACUGGCACCAGCUUUCAUCAAAAAGUGUACUCAUUUCUGCUUCCCAUUUCAUCUGGAAGUCAAAUGUAAUGGAGAAAUUAUCUGGAUUUGAAAUAAAUAAAUCAUAUGGGUUUCAUUCAAAGCAGUCAGUUCUCUGUCUAUUUGACCUAGUCCAUUUGUACAUAGUUCACAUUAAUUACUUUUUGUGAUAUUAGUAAAAUAAUACCCAGAAAACAAUAUUCCUCUAAGUAAACUCUACUGAAGAACAUUUUGUUCCUGGCUGUGACAAGGAUACCUCUGUUAUACAUUUCAAAGAUAAGUCACUGAAAAGGUGAUCAAAUAAGACAGAAUAUUAAAGUAAAUCUAGAGAUUUAGCACAUAAGAAAUGUGUGUACUCAUUUAAAAAAGUGAUACAGUAGGGAAGUUAGUGAGUUCUUUUUUUUCAUUAAAUUUUGCUGAUAGGCAUAACAGUUGCUCAGAAGAUGUUUAUUUCUUCUCUCACAUACUCUCACUUGAAGCUAACAGAAGGACAGCAAAAAAAGUAUUUUUUAUCCAAAUCAUUAGUAAAUGCAAUCCAGCGGCCAACUCCAUCCAAACUGUUUGACUUUCAUUGUCAUAGGUAUAGAUUAUACAUUGUAAAUCAUUGACAGAGCUUGUUUUUUUAAGAGCUGCAACAAUAUGAUAGGAAAAGUACGAGUUCAGUUAUGCUGCCAGGUGCUCAAGAUACCAUCCAGACUGUAUUUACUAUUAUUCUCCCAUCAUUUAAAAAGGCAAGAAGUUAGUGUAAUUCUAUAUCUUUCUAUUAUUCUAGUUUUCACAUGUGGAGAGAGCUUGCACCCAUUCCCUUCCCCUUCUACCAUAUGAACCAGCUCCUGCUUUACCACUUUUGUGGUACCAUUUUUGCCUGUUUUUGAUAUCUCUUGGUCCAAUCAGAUCAAUAGCCCUGACUGGGCUGCUGGAUAUCUGGAAAUCCUGGAUGAAAGGCCACACUAUACAUGUGGAGAACAAUUCUGUAUCUCAGGUGCAGAGUUUUGUGUGGAUAUGUUGGAUUUACUGCUAGGGGCAGACCAAGUGCGCAAGUGCACUGGACUCACCUCAUGUGCCAUAGAGUUGAUGUGUUUAAGUACAACACAUGUUGAUACACUACUCAGCUAGCGCAAACACAUAGUCAUGAAUUUCAGUCUGGCAAAUCCUGAGGAAAAUGUGGAAGUUGCAGCAUUUGGAAUUUCAAACAUUGGCAGGAUAACAUGAUUUUCACCACUUACUCUCUCUUAUUUCAUGAAAAAUAUAUUGAACAAUAAGAAAAAAAAGAAAGGAAGGUGAAGGGGAUGGUGAGGCAGAGCUCAUUUAUCAAACUUUAUGUUCUCUUCAGCCCUCUUUUUUGCCAUCACCAUGUGUGGAACCAGCACCAUUCAAAUGCAAUUGUCAGCACUGAUCAUCUGUCCCAUGGGAGUUGUUUCUGAGUUGCCGCAGGUAAAUUUUAUUCUGAAUAGCUCUGACACUGCCAUGGGUCAAGAAGUGACUGUCAUUUUUAAUAACCAUUGUUUAAAGGUUCAUUGCUGAAAUGGUCUAUAUCCAAAUAACUAUGCUAGGAUUCUGCAAGUAAGGUUCAUUUUCCAGCAAGGCUUUGUGAUAGGAAUUUUGAAUGUUACCGUGAAUCAGACUGAUUCGUGUUUUUUUUCUGAACCUAAUAAAUUGGUUCAGAAACCUAAUAAAUCUACUAAUAAAGUAGAUUAUUACAGUGCAGUGAAAACCUUGGUCAAUACUGCUAUGUCAGAAACCUGGUGUUCUGAACAACUGCAGACUUCCUACCUCCUGAUAAUCCUUGCAAAGCAAAACCACAUGACUUCUAUCACAGCUAAUAGGAGUCUUUGGGCUAAAAGUCUGCAAAAGCUUUGAAGCCCUAUCCUACACUCGCUGCUGCACAAAACGUCAGUGGUCUGAUUCUGCAAGUGUUAUAUUUGCUGGGUAAUGCUUAGUCUAUAGAUGGAACCAUAGUCUGGCACUUUUUUGUGUAAAACAUCCCACAUCGGCAGAAGAAAGCGCUUUCCCCUAUCCUGCAUUUGGGUUUCAGGGUUGGUUACAUGGGCCAUUUCGGCUGCAGUCCUGCAUGUGCUCAAGUGAACAGGUAGCAUAAAGGAUGCUGGGACCCUUGGUCAAAGCCCACUGAAGACAAAUACGUGUAGUGUGCUUUGGCUAGGCCUUCUGCAAACUUUUCUGCGAGCAAGGAUGGAAGGACUGCGGCCAUACCUCAUUGGGUGGCUGUAGAUGGGAGCCACACACCUAGUAUCUAAUGCAGCAUUUCAGAUAUCUAAGGACUUGGUUUUCCAUACAUUCUAUAUACAUUCCUAUGUAUUUUAUGAAUCAGGUCUGUGAUUAAUGUUUUGAUCAAUUUGCUGCAGUUUCAUGGGGUUACUCUCUCUUUGGUUUGCAAUGUAAAUAACACUGUAUAUCUGCUGUUUUAUGAUACAAAUGCCAUGUGAAUUGCUUAUUUUUAAAAUUUUAGCUCUGUUAUGGUUUAUUUAAAAUGCCAUAUUACAGUAUUGGUUUAAUAUAUGAUGUAUCUGUAUGGCAUGAAUUAAACUGCUUAUAUUUUACAAUGUCAAAUAUUUUAUUUUUGUUUUCUAAAAUGACUACAUUUCAUCCUAUGCAGUUUCAUAGUUUCCUAAGUGGCUCAUUAUAUCUGGAAAUAUUGCUUCCUCUCCAGUAGUGCAGGCAUAAGAACCAGUAUUACUGAUCAAAAUCAUCAAAUAUAUCAUCUAGUAAUUUCAGAUUAGAAAUAUAUGUACCAAUAUGUAAGCAUUUAUAGUUAAUCAGAUCAUCUACUAUAUCUUCCUUGCUUUUCAUGUAAUGAUAUAUUUUAAUCAUUUUGUAUACCUUUUAUUUGUAAUUAUUUGUGAGUCAUCCACAAUGUAAAUAACAUGUUUCAUUAUGCAAGAUUUCUAAGUAUUCAAGAUUACAAGACAAGGUGAAUUUGUAUAUGAAAAGAAUUUGACAGUAGAUUGAAAUUACAUAAAAUAAAGUGGUGAUGACUGUGUUCUAUUUA
This is a messenger RNA of Dromaius novaehollandiae (emu), 20513 nucleotides long. It is a transcript of the gene GUCY1A2, whose product is annotated as guanylate cyclase 1 soluble subunit alpha 2. The record is from RefSeq and is a predicted model, not a curated record. The transcript has 8 exons. Gene Ontology annotation, molecular function: guanylate cyclase activity; heme binding. Gene Ontology annotation, cellular component: guanylate cyclase complex, soluble. The coding region runs from base 51 to 2201 and encodes 716 amino acids. Gene Ontology annotation, biological process: response to oxygen levels; cGMP biosynthetic process. Lineage: Eukaryota; Metazoa; Chordata; Aves; Casuariiformes; Dromaiidae.